UUGGAAGUGAACGGCAGUCAGUUUGCUCCCUGAUCUCGCUUUUUCUUUUCGGGGUGGGUACAGUCUGUCUGGGCUGGUCCUCCUCCGGGCUCAGCUGUUGUAUAAAAGCUGCUUUUCUCCUGUCCAGUCCAAUUUCACUGCUGCGAAGGUGGUACAGCCGCCAAGAUGAAGCUUUUAUUUUUAAGCACAUUCAGCCUCUUUGUUUUAACAUGCUUUGAUCAAGCCGAGUCAUCUUACUAUGACAAAAUACUGUCUCACAGUCGAAUCAGAGCAAAGGAUAAGGGACCUAAUGUGUGUGCCCUUCAGCAAGUGGUUGGGACUAAAAAGAAAUACUUCAGCACUUGUAGGAACUGGUAUCGAAAGUCCAUCUGCGGCAAAAAAGCGUUGGUCCUAUAUGAAUGCUGCCCAGGUUACAUGAGACUUGAUGGAGGGCGUGGGUGCCCAGCAGUCGCCCCUAUUGACCAUGUCUAUGGUACUUUGGGUAUUGUGGGGGCCAAAAGUACACAGAGUUAUGCAGACAGAUCUAAUCUAAAAGAAGAGAUUGAAGGAGUCGGAUCUUUCACCUUCUUUGCACCGAGUGAUGAAGCUUGGAUGCUGCUGGAUGCCGAAAUUCGCGACGCACUGCUAAGCAAUGUGAACAUUGAACUCCUCAAUGCCUUGCAUUAUCAUAUGGUGGACUAUCGUUUAUUGACAAAGGAUAUGAAGGAUGGAAUGACUGUGCGGUCUAUGUACAAUGACCUCAGCAUUUUAAUCAAUCACUAUCCAAAUGGGGUUGUUACAGUGAACUGUGCUAAAGUACUUUAUGCAAACCAGAUUGCAACCAAUGGCAUUGUGCAUGUCAUUGACCGAGUUAUCACGGCAGUUGGUAACACUAUAGCGGAUGUCGUUGAAGGAACUGAUGAGCUUUCAUCUUUCAGGGCUGCUGCAACUGCCUCAGGGCUGUUUGAAACCCUUGGCAACGAUGGACAUUACACAAUCUUUGCUCCUACCAAUGAAGCCUUUGACAAACUUUCUCGAGAUGUUCUGGAACGCAUUCUAAGUGACCCUGUGGCACUGAAAGCUAUGUUGAACUACCACAUUCUCAACUCAGUUCAGUGUUCAGAAGCCAUUAUGUCUGGGUCAACCUAUGCUACCUUGGAAGGAACACAAAUAGAGAUUGGAUGUGAUGGUGAUAGCCUCACUGUUAAUGGGCAGAAGAUGGUCAAUCGCAAAGACAUCGUCACAAGCAAUGGUGUGAUUCACUUAAUUGAUAAAGUGCUGAUUCCAGAUGCAGCUAUGCAGGUCUUGGAGCUGGCUAAUGGCAAACAGAGCACAUUUUAUGACUUAGUGAAGGAAACUGGAGUUUCUGCUACUCUCACUGAAGAUAAUGAGUACACGUUAUUUGCUCCCAUGAAUGAUGCCUUCGAUGCGGACAUUAUGGGACUUGAUCAACGAUUACUGAAACUAAUCCUGAAAAACCAUAUUCUGAAACUGAAAGUGGUCCUCAAUGAGUUGUACAAUGGGCAAAAGCUGGAGACAUUAGGAGGAAAUUUUCUGAGAGUUUUUAUCUAUCGCACUGCAGUUUGCAUUGAGAAUUCCUGCAUGCUCAGAGGCAGCAAAGAGGGAAGAAAUGGUGUAAUUCACAUGAUCAGAAAGGUCAUCGUCCCUGCGGAGAAGUCAUUGCUGCAAAUUCUGAGAGAGGAUCCUCGCUUUAGCAUAUUCCUGACUCUGGCAGAAUCUGCAGGUUUGACAGAACUGCUUACUGAAGAGGGAGACUGGACUUUAUUUGUUCCAACCAAUGAUGUAUUUGACAGUCUUUCAUCAGAUGAGCUAAAGGAGUUGACAAAUGAUAAAAAUGCUCUGAGACACAUCCUCUUGUAUCACCUCCUCAAAGGAGUUUACGUCGGAGGUGGUAUUGAAUAUGGAGUCACCAAUGUACUGAAAUCAUACCAGGGCAGCAGAGUUAUGGUAAAACUGGUGAACAACACACUGUUAGUAAAUAACGUGAAGUCCAAAGAAUCUGAUCUCAUGGCAAACAAUGGUGUUAUCCAUGUGGUUAAUUCCUUACUCUUUCCAAAAGAUCUUCCUGUAGGAAGUGACUACCUGUACAGAAUUCUUACAAAAAUAAUCAAGUACAUUCAGUUUAAGUUCACCCCGGGUUACACGUACAAAGAAAUCAGACUGCCCAUCAUCACUCGUAUUAUCAAGGUCAUUUCUCAGCCAAACAUUACCAGAGAGAUUGGAACAACCAUUACUCGAGUGCUUCCAUAUGAAACUAAGGUCACAGAAAUCACAAGAAUUAUUACAAGUAAACCAGAAAUAAAAGUACUUCAUGGAAAGGUUAUUCAAAGCGGAACAAUUGAAGGUGAUGCUGAGGCCUUGACCAAGUUUAUUGAAGGAGGAGGAACACAGUACACCAAGGUUACCAGGAUUAUUGAGGGUGAUCCCAAAUUACUUGAGGAUGAAGAAAUCCAAAAACUCCUUCACGGAGGCUCCUCUUCCAGAUUCACUAAAAUUAUGAUUGAGGGUGAACCAUUGAGUGAGCAUGAAGAAGAAGUCACAAAGCUUAUUCGUUCAGAACCAUCAUGGAGAGUCAGUCAUGGUAACAGACGAAUGACAGCUGGAUCAAGAAGGGCAAGACAAGCAUUGAAGAGACUUUCAGUAAAAAGAAAACCUGCUCGAGCUUGAGGAGGAUUUGAAACAUUUUGCUUCCUGAAAAUGCAGGACAUCCCACUAAAGACAAAUGGUUUAAUUUAAAAUUGAGGCCUGGCAUAUGGCAAUCACAAAUGAUAUGGAUGUCAGUUUUGCACAUGUCACAGACUCUUGUCAGGUUACAUGGUUGUUGAAUAGGAAAAGUCAAAGCAUAUUAACUUUCUAUUUCUUUAUGUUUCGCAUUGAAUGCUAGUAUAUUUGAGAAUCAAAAUUGGGUGGAUUCUGGAGGCAUUUCCUUGGUACUAUUGGAAAAUUAAGUCAGGGAUCUUUUAGAAUAUAAAAUGAAUAAUUUACUAAACAGUCAAAUUUAUUUGUUCCAUUUAUUCCCUGGAACAGCCAUUGGUUUUGCUAGGUUAAAUCAUGGUAUAUCUGGAAAAAUUGAAUCAAUACGUAUCUUCUGGUUUUCCCAGUAUUGAGAUUAUCAUAAACUCAACAGGAAUCUAUUCUAGGACAUAACAAUUAGAAUUUUUUCAAAGUAAACAGUUUAAAAAGAUUAAAAGUUGCUUUAUGUUAUAUGUUUGUUUCCAUUUUUAAAGCUGGGCUUAAUAAAUUACAAGUGGGGGUUUGGCCAAUGCUUGGAAACUGAUAUGUCCAUGUGGUUAAGAAGAAAAAAAUAUUAAAGUUAGUGCUUGCUCUAGUGAGGCUAUGGGCUAUUUCUAACAUGUAUUUUGUACUAAGACAUAAAAAGCUUUGCAGUCCACAAACAAGUUCAAGUUGUUCGUACUUUUGUAAAUUGAAUGGUAUUAUCUUUUUUCUGAACACUUUUUUAUAACUCGAGUUUUGUAUCAUUGUUCUUUGUUCCUGCUUUUUUGCAGUUUAAAUCUUACCUUGUUGCUAUUUUUGGGAAACCAAGACUUUACAUGCCUGAAAAUUUGCUGAAUUUGGUGCUUUUUUUUCUGUAUUUUCCCUGAGAAACAAUUAUUCAUUAAAGAGUACUUGCUCAUA
Messenger RNA from Carcharodon carcharias (great white shark), 3636 nucleotides. Its product is annotated as periostin-like. The record is from RefSeq and is a predicted model, not a curated record. Gene Ontology annotation, biological process: extracellular matrix organization; cell adhesion. The transcript is spliced from 23 exons. Gene Ontology annotation, molecular function: cell adhesion molecule binding. The coding region runs from base 166 to 2667 and encodes 833 amino acids. NCBI's taxonomy places the organism in Eukaryota, Metazoa, Chordata, Chondrichthyes, Lamniformes, Lamnidae. Gene Ontology annotation, cellular component: extracellular matrix.